Molecule: messenger RNA, 1603 nt
Organism: Lolium perenne
Lineage: Eukaryota; Viridiplantae; Streptophyta; Magnoliopsida; Poales; Poaceae
Molecular function (GO): protein binding
Source: RefSeq, a predicted model, not a curated record
AUGUAUCCUGUUUCACCGGCAACUGCUUCCCCGCCGUCUCCUCCCCCUACUACGGUCGCAUCACCUACGGACGGCAAGGCGCAGCCGCAGUUUGCAGACGCGGUAUCCAUGGUGCUCGACAACGACGACCUCCUCCUGGAGAUCAUGAUCCGCCUCGGCCUCCCCACGAACAUCGUCCGCGCCAUCCUGGUCUGCAAGCGCUGGUUCUUGGUCGCCUCCGACCCCCUCUUCCUCCGCUGGUUCCGCCUCUUCCACCCGCCCCGCCUCCUCGGCUUCUACGUCGCCACGAGGUCAGCGACCAGCCCCGCGCUGCUCCGCCCGCGCUUCGUCCCCAUGCCGCCUGAUCAGCUGCCGCAGGAGCUCGCGGCCGCCGUCCGCAUGGCCGAGAGCUACAGCUUGGACGCCUACGACGAGGACAUGACGUGCAUCUAUGACCUCCAGAACGACACCAUGCUCGUCAGCGGCUUCUCUGGCAACCAUACUGACGGGAAGAGAUGCGCGAUCGAAGUGCACUGGCCGAUGAGCCCUCACCGAGGAGUAGUCGCCCUCCCGGUGAUCCCGUACGACCAGUUCGACGGCACGUCGGGCACCGCCGCCCACUUCCUCAUGAAAGACGAAGGCGGCCGCAACAGGCUCGCCUACAUAUGGCUGUCCAUGGGGUUACUCUUCAAAGGAAAGGGCGAAUAUUCCCUGAAAUACAAGGCGCACAUAUACGUGCUGCAAGAGGACGGCCAGUGGCGCUUCCGUUCAUCGGCCGCGGCGGUGCUCCCUCCUCCCAAGUCGAAUUCGAGACCUCUGCUGGUCGGCACCAAGAUCUAUCUGGAGCACACUACCAGCAUCGUCGCGCUCGAUCUGAAAACCUCAAGCUUCUCCACGAUCCCUCUCCCGGAAGGAAUGGAGCGAUACAAUUACGAAGAUAUGAUUCUGUCGGCGGCCUAUGACUCAGGGAUUUUUCUCAUCCAUCUUGAUGUGGACCUCAAGCUUUGUAUCUGGCUCCACAAUGGGAAUUGGCACCUUCUUGAUGUCGUUAACUUGCCCGAAAUGUUUGAAACUUUGGGGAUGACAGGUUGGACAGCCGAUAAUGAGCCUGCUACUCUUUUGCAAACAACUCAGAUGGGGGAUUUCCUUGAGUUUGUGUUCCUCAAGUUGGGACAAUGUGCACUCUGCUACGAUACUAGACGCAGGGUGCUGCGUAAGGUGUAUGAGGUGACACAAGAGGAUCAAACUCUAGAGCAUCUCCAUCCUUUUAUGAUGACAUGGCCUCCAAAAUUCCCUGCACUCAAGGGUGAUUGUCUUGCAAGAAAUGGCAGCUGAAGAGCAAGGAUGGCACCAUGCGUUUCAUGGUAUCUGUGUUAGUGGCAAGGGCGCCCGUGGCUUCACGGAGGAGUAGUGAGUUAAGUCCAAUGUUGCAUUACUGCCUAGACCUAGUUUUGACAUGUUAUUGCUAUCUUUACUUUUUAUUUAAAACAUAUAAAUGGAAAAGGGACUGCCGUGUUGGAAUAGUUUCCUUAAAAGUUUGAAUGGGAUUACUUUUUUUUUGUUCAUUCUUAGAAGUCUGUAACCCUUUUUUAGCUUCAGCAACGGAAUUCUUUUUAGCAAAUAA